AGGGUCCCAUUAAUAUGGGAAGUCAUUACCCUAUCCAUGGCCGCCACUAGCUUUCCGCCGAUAAAUACGACGGGAACAGUGGGGAGUUUCCGAGCAGCCUCACAAGUACCCUCUCUAUCUCUUUCCCCAUCAGGUGUUGAUCCAGUUCCUACCUGCAUGUCUUUUUCUAUUCUCGUGCACUGGGUUAAAACUGUGUUGGUGGACUGCCUGCUUCAUGGGAUGAGAAUCGUGUCCCGGAGCUUCUCAAGAAAUAUGGAGAGGUCGAGAAAAUUUAGCUUGCUCGUAAUAUGCCAUCUGCCAUCAAAAGGAUUUUGGAUUUGUUACCUACGAUACCCAUGAUGCUGCAGUGACCUGUGCUAAGAGCAUUAACAAUGAAGAGUUGGGUGAAGGGGAACACAAAAAGGUCGGUUUUCCUUUAAAAAAAAAUUAAAUUCUCGUUUCAAUUUCAUGUGUUUUUCCCCUUAUCAAAAGCUAGUUACUGUUUAAGGCUAAAGUGAGAGGCAAAGGAAAACACGUUUCUCCAGAUUUUCCGACCUGGACGUGGGGCUCCACGGGGUGCUGAGGGGUCCCUGGGUUCGUCCAGUACCACGCAGCCUCCCUAUACGUGCUGCUAAAAGAAUUUGAAGUCGUCUUCCUCCUUUUGAUCAUAGUUGAAGAGGCCAAUGGUUUGUCGAGAGGUUAAGAUGCCACUGGAAAUUCAAUAAUGUCAGAAAAGGCGACUGGCCGGAAUUGUUAAACCUCUUCGCAUACUGGUCUGUUCAUACGGUAUUGCCUUUUACUUGUGGAUGGUUUUCGUCUUGCGAUUAUGUUAGAGCAUCCAGUAAUUAUUUAGUCUUGUCCGAUUGGUGCCUUGUA
Rhododendron vialii is the source of this 855-nucleotide messenger RNA. RefSeq lists its product as uncharacterized. Bases 37 to 339 code for a protein of 100 amino acids. The record is from RefSeq and is a predicted model, not a curated record. Lineage: Eukaryota; Viridiplantae; Streptophyta; Magnoliopsida; Ericales; Ericaceae. The transcript has 2 exons.